UUGCGAUUAUAGUGAUAUCGUCAAAUUGAAAACUGUUGAAGUUCACAAACGAUCGGUGACAUCCAAUACAGUAGCUGUUGUUACGUCCGAGGAAUUUUAUAUUAAGUGAAAACAAUUAUAGUCAGCAUGUGGGCGUGCGAUCCAGUGCUGACCACAGAGAUCGUCAACAGUUACCAAGUGGCGGGGCCGCUGUUCGUGCAGUCGUUGCAGAGCUUCUUGGCUGCACAAUGCGCCCUCGCAGGGGACCAUUUGUGGCCACCAGAUGCAACGAAAGCUGUUAUUGAUGAUCCUAACUAUGACUUCAUAGUUGUGGGAGCAGGGUCCGCGGGCGCCGUGGUCGCCAACAGACUGAGCGAGGUGCCAUCAUGGAAGGUUCUACUUGUAGAGGCUGGCGGUAAUCCAACCAUAUCCACAGAGAUACCACAACUAUUCUACAAUAAUAUGAACACUGACUUAGAUUGGGGCUACAAACCUGAACCGUCGGAAACAGCUUGCAAAGGAUAUAAACAACAUCGUUGUGCCUGGCCUCGCGGGAAAGUAUUAGGAGGCAGUAGCAGCAUCAAUGCUAUGUUCUACGUCAGAGGAAACAAAGUCGACUACGACGAAUGGGCAGCUAUGGGGAACACCGGUUGGGGUUACGACGAAGUAUUAGAUUAUUUUAAGAAAAGUGAAAAUUUUUCAGGACCAUUAACGGAUGAAAGUAAGAAGUAUCAUAGUAAAGGAGGCUACCUUAAUGUACAUAAAGCCGAAGCAGCUCAUCCUUUUGAGGAUUUAAUUAUUAAAGCGGCUACAGAAGUAGGAAUAAAACAUUUAAAUGAUAUAAACGGUGCUAGUCAAAUGGGAAUUACUACAUCAUAUUCUACUAUUAAAGAUGGAAAAAGACAUAGUACGGCGAGAGCAUUUUUAAGUGUUAUAAGGGCCAGACCAAAUUUGCAUGUAAUGAAAAAUAGCUUCGUGUCUAAAAUUCUGUUUCAUCCGAAAUCAAAUAAAGUCCGGGGAAUAUUGAUCCAAAAAGAAAAUGAAGAAAUAGUAGUUAACGCAAAGAAAGAGGUUAUAUUAUCUGCUGGAAGCAUAAACACUCCACAUCUGCUUCUUCUCUCUGGCAUAGGACCUAAAGAACAUUUGGAUAGUUUCAAUAUAGAAGUAAAAGCAGAUUUACCAGUUGGCGAAAAUUUACAAGACCAUGUAUUCUUUCCCACUUACUUCAGCACACCAACGGAACAAAAGUUAGUGACCCUGCCUGCCAUUACUACAGCUUUUUCUGAAUAUAUUUUAACUAAUGAGGGCCUUUACGCAGAUGUAAACCCUCACAGAAUUAUUGCUUUUGUUAAUUCAAGCGACCCAGUCGCUAUUAGCCCAGAGGUACAAUUUCAUUAUCUUGUACUACCUCCUAAGAUGGAUGAUUUAAUAGAUAUUUUGGGUCUGCAUAAUUUAAACGAAGAAAUACGGAAAAAAUUUGAAGAAAUAAAUGAAAAUAAAUUCGUAAUAGUUGUUUACAACGUCUUACUAACGCCCAAAUCAAAGGGAAAGAUAAUGCUUAAGAGUACAGAUCCAAGGGAACAUCCACUUAUAUUUGCUGAUUAUUUUAAAGUACCUGACGACCUAAGUGUUUUAAUAAGAAAUGCGAAAAAGUAUAUUUUAACAUUGGAGAAUACGGAAUCUUUCAAACAACAUGGCUUGAAGCUGAGUUGGUUAGAUAUAGAAGCAUGUAGGAAAUUCGAUAAAGGUUCUGGCGAAUUUUUAGCAUGUAUUGCAAAGGAGAUGACUUUCUCAUUGUACCAUCCAGUGGGGACUGCUAAGAUGGGGCCUGAUGGCGAUGGAACAUCAGUCGUAGAUCCUGAAUUAAGAGUCCGUAAAAUUGAGGGCUUAAGAGUUAUUGACGCGAGUGUGAUGCCAUCUAUUGUCAGAGGUAAUACAAACGCACCAACAAUUAUGAUAGCCGAGAAAGGCGCAGACAUUGUGAAAAAGUUUUGGAUAAAAGAGCAUUCUGAAUUAUAAUUAAGAACAAAUAAACUUUUUCAUUAAC
Messenger RNA from Papilio machaon (common yellow swallowtail), 2026 nucleotides. RefSeq names its product glucose dehydrogenase [FAD, quinone]-like. Bases 127 to 1998 code for a protein of 623 amino acids. Lineage: Eukaryota; Metazoa; Arthropoda; Insecta; Lepidoptera; Papilionidae. Gene Ontology annotation, molecular function: flavin adenine dinucleotide binding; oxidoreductase activity, acting on CH-OH group of donors. The transcript has 4 exons. The record is from RefSeq and is a predicted model, not a curated record.